UGUGAACGGUAACUGUUUAGUUUACGAUUAGCAAGAUAGCUUAACUACUAACGCUAGCUUCUAACGGCUAAUGUUGCACGGUGCUCGCCUCUGAUUGGCUGAAUCGCUGUAAAAACACAUCGAUUAACACAUCGCAAACAAACGUAACGUUAGCAGCUAACUUUGAAAUACAUUUUAACAAUAUGUGAUGAUUGAAUUAAUUGUUAAUGGGAUUGUUAAUACAUAAUAAUGCAGUGGGAGUCGGAAUAAUAACACAGCUGUGAGAACACAGUGAUAAACCGCUAAACAUCAGCUGGAGUCUUAAGUAACUAUAAUUAACAGCUGCUUUGUUGCUUUGCAAACACUUAACUUUGCCAGUCUUCAUCAAAAACUGUAAAAUCUUCCAUCCUAUGUUCUGGAUGCAUUACAUAGCCGGUGAAGUGGACAGCCUUGUGCAGAUACUUUAGUCCUUACUUCCAAUAAAAGGACAUGUUGGUGCUCCAGCAUAUUUGGGAUAAAACUCUUUGUGUCAUGUUGAAGAAUAAUGUUAUUGCAAGGCCCACUUGGCCUUUCCAGAGCUUUUACAGCCACAUCCAGUGGCCUUCUUCAGUGGAUGAAGGUUGCUCAAUAUCUAGGAAGUGGUCAUGGUCCAGAAGUCAGCAGACCUGCAUCUGCAAGGUCCAAAAUAACUUUCAUCACUUUUUGUCUGCCACUCUUUAAACGUAUACGCUGAAUAUUUAGGCUUCAUUUAAUGUAGAUAAUGUCAAUUAGAUGUUCAGUAUAUCUACACAAAAACAUUACCUGCAUGAUUUAAUGCACAGAAGGAGAGAUGUCUUUCAGUACAAGAAAAUCACUCCACCUUAACAACCAGGUAUUUCCAUUGAAUAUGCAAGAUCAUUAUAAUUACUUUAUGUCAGACAUGAUGAGAGGGAAGCAGAUUACUGCAGGGACACAGUAAAAUGGGUUGCUUUCUGAGUAGUAGUUUUAUUAGCCUACUUAUUUCACAGAGAUGGACAAUUUGAGAGUCAAGUCAUGGCAUGAAAUAUUAAGCUAUCAUAUAAACCUACAGAAGACAAGAAACCACAGAGUGUUAAAGUCAGUGCUCAGUACAAGGCCCAAAGUUCAACCACCAGCGAAUGAGUCCUUAUCUCAGUUAACUCUCCACAUGAGUCCAGAUCUCAAACAAACAUACUCAGUUUCAGUCAGACAAAAGUUUGCUAUCGAAAAUAAAACCAAGUGACGGCUCUUGUGUCUGUUGGACAAGCUUAUUGAUUGUCCGACAACACCGGACUUAUCUCCCGUAGUCUGGCCGGUGCUGCGCUGGCUGUCACCCAGGACUGAGGCCUUGAGGAGACCCGUCCAUCUUCGGGAGGAGCAGAGCAUGAGGAGAUGAAUGGAGUGACGGAGGAAGAAGAACAAAGCGGAGAGGACGGUCAGCAGCUUCCUGCUGAAGGAGAGGCCUCCAACAUCGAGACACCAGAAAAACCUGCGUCAAAACAAGGCAGCCGUCGGUCAAAAUGCCGUCACCGCUGCUCAUUAUGCGGCAGGGAGUUCUCUCGUCCGUCUCGGCUGGCGGAACACAUGGUCGUGCACUCUGGCGAGAAACCUCACAGCUGCUUGUUAUGCGGGAAGCGCUUCGCCAAGAAGAAGAAUCUGGCGAUUCACCAGAGAGUACACACCGGCGAGAAGCCGUACUCGUGCCCAGACUGCGGGGUCAGCUAUUCCCAGCCGGGCUGCCUGCGGCGGCACCGGCUCGGACACGCUGCAGAGAAGCCCCACCAAUGCUCGGUGUGCGGCCGCGGCUUCAUUCAGCGGCGCCAUCUCGUACAGCAUGAGCGGACGCACACCGGAGAGAGGCCGUUCUCCUGCCCGCUGUGCCCCAAACGCUUCGCCUCCAGGACGGGCCUCGUCGAUCACAAGAAAAGCCACGCAGUGGAGAACCUGCACUCCUGCUCGGUCUGCGAGAAGGUUUUCUCCACGCCGUCGUCUUUCAGGGACCACGUUAGGCUCCACACGGGACAGAAGCCUCACCCCUGCUCGUUGUGCGGCAAGAGCUUCAACCGGCCCGGCCUGCUGAGGAAACACCUGCAGAAACACACAGAGGACAGCGAUGUGCUCCAAGCUGCAGCCAGCAAGAAACCAGACGAGUCGCUCGAUGGCGGCAGCGUGGCGGCAGUUUCUGCGGGGAGCUGCGGUCUGAACGGGCUGCAGGAGCUGAAGGUCGAGAGCAGAAACGAUAAUGACGAGGAAGAAGACGUGCUGCGUUCACUGACCG
Molecule: messenger RNA, 2254 nt
Organism: Micropterus salmoides (largemouth bass)
Lineage: Eukaryota; Metazoa; Chordata; Actinopteri; Centrarchiformes; Centrarchidae
Product: zinc finger protein 624-like
Biological process (GO): regulation of transcription by RNA polymerase II
Molecular function (GO): DNA-binding transcription factor activity; RNA polymerase II cis-regulatory region sequence-specific DNA binding
Source: RefSeq, a predicted model, not a curated record